Molecule: messenger RNA, 5346 nt
Organism: Closterium sp. Naga37s-1
Lineage: Eukaryota; Viridiplantae; Streptophyta; Zygnematophyceae; Desmidiales; Closteriaceae
Source: the annotation of a GenBank genome assembly
AUGGGAGUGAGUCAAGGCGCAGCUGCUGUCGCACAGCUGCUGUCGUUCCUGGAGGAACACGCGCUGCUGCUGGUGCUGGGAGAAAGGGAGCUCUCUCUCCCCCUGCCCAACCUCCUGCCCUCCCCCUCCGGCAUCACCGCCUUCAAUACAAGCACAUCCGCUGCCACUGGUGCUGGGUCCGGUGGUGCUGCUGGUGGUGGUGAUGGUGGCAAUAGUGGCUCUUCCAGUGCGUCUCUCUCGUCUCUCGCCUUCCCCUCGGCCCACCUUCUUGAAGCAGCCAUGACCGCUCGCACUGCCACUGCAUCACAGUCAGCAGCAGCAGGCAAGCUGGCAUCGGUACAGUCAGCGUCAGCGGCACAGCUGGCAGCGGCGGCAGGGGGUGGGAGGGGUGGGGGUGUAAGCGCUGUGGGUGGAGGAGGGGAGGCGGUGUCGGCAGCUGUAAUGGCAACGUUGCCUGCUGGGCUGCGGCAGCAGCUAGUGUCUGCUAUCACAUCCGUCUUCAUACAGACAGCAGCCGGUGCCUGCCUGCACUCACCCCACCUCCAUCUGCUGUGCACCCAUACAUGUACAUUGGGUGCCCAUGGGGCGCCUCAAUACCACUCAACUUUAACGUCAUCCCCACAUUUUUUUAUACCCUCUCCUCCCUCCUUCCCCUCCACUCCCCCUCCCUCCAUCCCUCCCUCCCUCCCUCCCUCCCUCCCUCCCUCCCUCCCUCCCUCCCUCCCUCCCUCCCUCCCUCCCUCCCUCCAUCCCUCCCUCCCUCCCUCCCUCCCUCCCUCCCUCCCUCCCUCCCUCCCUCCCUCCCUCCCUCCCUCCCUCCCUACCUCCCCCCUUCUUCUCCCCCUCGCCCCCCUCCAGCUCGAGGCAAUGGAUCUCUUUCCUGAUCUCCUCACCUCCCUUCUCGAGGCAAUGGAUCUCUUUCCUGAUCUCCUCUCCUCCCUCGUUGACCUGCUCCUCUUCGCCGCAAAAAGGACAAACCACGCCGACCGCUUCAUCCGCCAGGCGGCGUGUCUCGGCCUACGUGAGCUGGAGGGCGCUUACCCGUGCGUGCUGCAGCAGUAUGGCGGGCACGUGCUGGCCUAUCUGGCUCUAGAAAGCGCCCCUCCUCCCUUCUCCCUGCCUCUCCCCUGGGGGCUUUUGCUGACAAGGCAGCAGGGGGAGGAGAGUGAGGGACGGGGAGGGGGUGCGGAGGUGGGGGGUGUUGAGAUCGUGCCAUCGCAACUGCCCAUUGCUGGCCAGCGUGCCAUCCGCAAGGCCAUCUCAGCGCUGCUCGACGCGUGCCAGCUGGCGUCGCCGCCCGUCCUCGCGUGCGUGCUCGCUGACGUGGCGGCGGUGGCAGCUUCUCUGAACCUUCCCCGCACACACAGCUUCACCCAUUCUCACAGCUUCAAUCAACCUCACAGCUUCAACCAGGCUCAUGGGUUUGUGCAGGUUCAAGGCACCAUCACACGCUCCUCCUCCCUCUCCUCCUCCUCCGGUGCUUCAGUUGCCACCAUCCCUUCAUAUGCUCCCACCAUUCCUUCCUCUGCCCGUCCCGCCACUCAACCUUCUCCGUUUGUCUCAUCUGCCAUCCCACCACAACCACAACCACCACCAUCAGACCUCCUUUCAGCUCACACCAAGCGAGCUGUCGUGCUGCGAGUGGCUCGAUUGGCCCACGAGCCCUGGCAGCCAAUCGCGGUGCGCCAGCUGGCGCUGCGGUGGCUGCUGGCCCUGGAAGUCGACGGGGUGGCAGCAGGAGGGGAUGGUGGUUUUGGUGGAAAUCAGCUGCAGCUUCACAUGCAGCAGCAGCAGUACCAGCAGCAGCAGCAGCAGCAGCACGCACUCUCACAACAGCACAGGAGGAGGCCCAUCCUGCCAGCACCCCAGCUAGCUGCGGCUCUCUCCAUCCGCCUCUUCGAUCCGCUCGCCCUCAAGGCCGCCAAGACCCUUGCCUUCGCCCGCAUCGCCGCCUCCGCGCUCUGCUCCUCUGCGCUCAACGAAUCCGCACGUGCCACCACGUCAGCAUCCGCCACGUCAGCAUCCGCCGCGUCAGCGCCCCCCACUCCAGACGCAGCUGCGGCGAGCCAAUUAGGGGAUUCCGCUGUCGCUGACGCAUUCCUGUCUGCCAGCCGUCUGCAGCAGCAGCUGCUGCACGAGUCUAUGGUGGCCAUCUCUCUCUUCUACUACCUCCCCCCUUCCUCCCUCGAUUCCCUCCUCGCCCUCCGCACCCUCCGCUGCUUUCUUACUGCCACACCCCUCCCCCUCCUCUCCUCCCCCCUCCUCUCCUCCCCCCACCUCCCUUCCUCUCCCCUCCUCUCCCUCCCUUCCUCCAUACCUCUCCCCCACUCCCACUCCGACGCCUCCCAAUCUCUUUCCUCCCUCCCACUACAGACCCACCACCCCUUGACCAUCCACAUAGCAUCACCAGAGCACGAGACCAACAGACCAGGCCUAUCCAGGCAGCACUCCCUCCUAGCACCUGGACUCUCCACUCCCGCCCCUCCCCCAUCUAUUCUCUCAUCCGUGCAAGCCUAUCUGCUCAGCACGCUCACAGCCAUGCCUGAUCACAUCCCCAACCUCCUCUUCUUCCUCUCCUGUCUCGCGCACUGCCCCCACCACCUCCCGCUCUCCCGCGCACUCCAUCGCACCCUUUUCUCCCAACUCAUCCCUCUCCUCAGCCAAUCCUCUCCCGCCCUUCCUCCUGCCACAUCUGCAGACACAAGCAAUCAAUAUCCCUCUCUUUCUGCCUCUGCUGACCAUGAUCCCUACAGCCUUUCCCCUCUUUCUUCCUCUCUCUCUCCUUCUCCUCUUCUUCCUCCUCCUCCGCCUCCGAUUCCUCCCCUCCCUGCUCCGUUCACCUCCACCGCACGAUCUGCCAGGUCAGCGGGAUAUCUGACGGCCCAGCCGCUCCUGGUGCCUCUCUCCCUCUGCUCCGUGCCGCGGUACCUCCCCCUCCUGCACUCUCUCUCGGCCAAUCCCGACGUGCCACCUGGCCCAAUUGUGGAUCUCCUGCUCGCGUUUCUGCAAAACGAAAGGGAGAGGCGGAACAGAGGGACAGGGGGAGGAGGGAAGGGGGGAGGGAGGAGGGGAGGGAAAGGGGGAAGAGGAGAGGCAGGAGAGAGGGAGGAGGAAAGGAGGAGGGAGGUUGGUGGGAUGGCAAGAUGGUCUGGUAUGGGUAUGAGUGGGGGUGAUGUUGCUGCAGCAGAUGCGGAGGGGGCUUCAUGGGAGGACACGGCGCAAGUGCUCUCCAUCUGCCGCACCAUUCUCACAAGCCAUGCCCUAUCCGUGGCGUUUGACCCGUUGACGCGCCUCCUCUCGUUUGUCAUUCUCCACCACCCGGAUAUCACGUUGAGGGACAGAGCCAGGUUCUUCCUCCGCCUCAUCACAUCAGCACCAGGCCACAUCAUUCGUCAUCUCCUCCUCUCCUCCUCCUCCACAUCCCUGCCCCCUGCCCCUGGCCGCCCCCCUAUCACGGCACCUGCUCCUGCUGCUGCUGCACCGUUUCCACCUCCCCUCUUUCACACUCCCGCUGGGGAUUUCUCUGCUGCUUCCGGUGGUGCUCUCUUUGCUCUCGCCUCUUCCGCUGCUGCGGCUACCACCAGAACUGAUUCGACACCAAAAACCAACCUCAACACCACCAACUCCAGCAGCAGCAGCAGCAGCAGCAGCACCACUGCCAACACUUCUACCUCCUCCUCCUCUCUUGCCACCAUUCCCUUGGAUCCCAUUCACCCCCGUCCGCCGCCCAAAGGCCCCGUGCAGCUGUCACGCGUGCUACAGGCCAAACGGCGCCAGCCGCCGGCCGUUCCAGACUCCUGGGAGCUUGUCCUGUUCCCCUCAGAUGCGGACAAGAAGGGGGCUGGGGGGGAGUGGGCGAAGGGAAGGGAGGCGGAAAAGGGUGAGGCUGCCGCUGCUGCUGCUUGUGCUGUCAAGGAGGUUAGCCAUGCUUCAGCUUCUGUUGCUGUUGUUGCUGCUGGGUCAAGCAGUAAUGAAUUCAAGUCUCUCACUUUGUCAACUAAGCACCACUCAUUUGCACCACAGCACCUGCAGCACCUGCAGCACCUGCAGCAGCAGCAGCAGCAGCAGCAGCAGCAGCAGCAGCAGCAGCAGCAGCAGCAGCAGCAGCAGCAGCAGCAGCAGCAGGCUGAGAUUUCUAGCUGGUAUCGGUCGCAGAGUCAGCACACUCUUGCCUUGCUGGACACGCACACUGCUGAGCUGGCAGCCAUUUUGGACGAGUAUUUUGCCACUCUGGCACGACGACAGCCUGGCGACACAGGGUCAGCGACCAUCAUUCGUGCGGUUACCAGUACCAGCAGCAGUAAGAGUGGUUUAGGUGAGAACAGUGACCAUAACGAGGAUGACAUUAUAGGGUAUGAGGAGGCUGAGGGGUUCUGGGUACGGGUGCCCUGUGUGCUGAAGCUGCUGCCAACGGCUAGAGAGGAGCUUGCCUUCGAUAUAAGCACACUGGGGCAGACUAGGGUUGCUGGUACAGAAGGUGGUGCGGGUGGUGGCAUGGGUGGUGGUUCUGCUUCUGCUCCUGCUGCUGCUGCCACGUCAGCCAUUGAUAUGAUCAUGGGAGCUGUGGUAGGGGUAUUUGCUGUGGAGCUGAGUUUCCGAGCCUCGGUGUUUACCGGACCUAUUGAGCCGUGCCUGAUUCCGUGCCUGAUGAUGGCUCGGGAUGAGGGGGUGACGGGGGAGGAUGGAGAAGAGGAGGCAUGGGAAGAUGAGGAGGAGUGGGAUGAAGAGGAGUAUUGUGAGGAAGGAGUGCUGAGAAAAGAGGAAAAGGAUGUGGAUGAGGAGGAGGAGAGUGUGGAGGGGGGAGACACUACGAAGGACAGCAUGCGCAUUAUUGUUUUCAAACAAGACGACAAGACGGCGUCAGCAGAUGAGCCGGAGACAGCAGAACAGAAGGAGAAAGAGCAGGAAGAGCAGGAAGAGGAGGAAGAAACCUUCAGCGCGGAUUUCACAAGGAGCAACCCCUCCUCAUCCUCCCACCACCUGCUAGCAGUCACAGAUGAGACACCGUUUGACAUUGAGUUCUCGCCCCAUUGGCCGGCGCCGAUCCUCGUGGCGGUAACCGUAACGUUCACGAGCCAGGACGGCCGCACGCUCACAGGCGAGCUCGCGAGCAUUCCCGUCGGCAUAGAGGAUUUCUUCACGCCUGCUCCGUGGCCGUUUGGUAGACGCGGGGGUGGGAGAGGAGUGGUGAAGGAGGGUAGGGAGGGUGAGGUGCUGGGGUUGUUUGAUGCUUUGUGGGAGCUUCUGGGAGGGGAGUUGAGGGGUCUUGCUGGCAGCAAGCGAGGUGCAAAGCAGGAGGAUGCCAGUGAAAGGGUGGUAGAUGGAGUGAGGGAACAGACAAGAUAG